CGGGCCGUGUGCGCGCGCACCCCGCCCACUCGCUGGCGCGUCGCCCGGGCCGGCUGCUGGCGGCUGUCUGACGGCUUGUCUCGCGGACGCAGUGCCCCAGAGCCUCCAAGCCCAUGGCCUCCUUAGGAGCGACCCCAGGCCGCACGCCGCAGGGACCAGGACCUGGACCCGGGGCAACCUUGACUGGCUUCUCCAGCCCAGUGCCAGUGCCAGGCCCUGGGGAGGCUGAGGAAGACGACGACGAUGACGACGACGAAGCCGAGAUCCAUCUGUGUGUGCUGUGGCAUUCAGGAUUCCUGGGCAUUGCCUACUAUGACACUAGUGACUCCACUGUCCACUUUAUGCCAGACACCCCAGACCACGAGAGUCUCAGGCUUCUCCAGAGAGUUCUGAAUGAAAUCAAUCCACGGUCUGUUGUUACAAGUGCCAAACAAGAUGAGACUAUGACUCAGUUUCUGGGGAAGCUUGCCUCACAGGAGCACAGAGAGCCUAUGAGACCUGAAAUCAUAUUCUUGCCAAGUGUGGAUUUUGGUCUGGAGAUAAGCAAACAGCGCCUUCUUUCUGGAAACUAUUCCUUCAUCCCAGACUCCAUGACUGCCACUGAGAAAAUCCUCUUCCUCUCUUCCAUUAUUCCCUUUGAUUGCCUUCUCACGGUUCGAGCACUUGGAGGGCUGCUCAAGUUCCUGGGUCGGAGAAGAAUCGGUGUUGAGCUGGAAGACUUUAAUGUCAGCGUCCCCAUCCUCGGUUUUAAGAAAUUUGUGUUGACUCAUCUAGUGAGCAUAGAUCAAGACACAUACAGUGUUCUACAGAUUUUUAAAAGUGAGUCUCAUCCCUCGGUGUACAAAGUGGCCAGUGGACUGAAGGAGGGGCUCAGCCUCUUUGGAAUCCUCAACAGGUGCCGCUGUAAGUGGGGAGAGAAGCUUCUCAGGUUGUGGUUCACACGACCAACUCAUGACUUGGGGGAACUUAACUCCCGAUUGGAUGUUAUUCAGUUCUUCCUGCUACCUCAGAAUCUGGACAUGGCUCAGAUGCUGCACCGGCUGCUGGGUCACAUCAAGAACGUGCCUCUGAUUUUGAAACGCAUGAAGUUGUCCCAUACCAAAGUCAGUGACUGGCAAGUGCUAUACAAGACUGUGUACAGUGCCCUGGGCCUGAGGGAUGCCUGCCGCUCCCUGCCCCAGUCCAUCCAGCUCUUUCGGGACAUUGCCCAAGAGUUUUCUGAUGACCUGCAUCACAUCGCCAGCCUCAUUGGGAAAGUGGUAGACUUUGAGGGCAGUCUUGCUGAAAAUCGCUUCACAGUCCUCCCCAACAUAGAUCCUGAAAUUGAUGAGAAAAAGCGAAGGCUGAUGGGACUUCCCAGUUUCCUCACCGAUGUUGCUCGGAAGGAGCUAGAGGAUCUGGACUCCCGUAUUCCUUCAUGCAGUGUCAUCUACAUCCCUCUGAUCGGCUUCCUUCUUUCUAUUCCCCGCCUGCCCUCCAUGAUAGAGUCCAGUGACUUUGAGAUUGAGGGACUGGACUUCAUGUUUCUCUCAGAGGAGAAGCUGCACUACCGGAGUGCUCGAACCAAGGAGCUGGACACAUUGCUGGGGGACCUGCACUGCGAAAUCCGGGACCAGGAGACCCUGUUGAUGUACCAGCUGCAAUGCCAGGUGCUGGCGCGGGCGGCAGUCCUGACCCGGGUCCUGGACCUUGCCUCCCGCCUGGACGUCCUGCUGGCUCUUGCCAGUGCUGCCCGGGACUAUGGCUACUCAAGGCCCUGUUACUCCUCUCAACUCCUUGGGGUACGAAUCCAGAAUGGAAGACAUCCUCUUAUGGAACUCUGUGCCCGAACCUUCGUGCCUAACUCUGCAGAAUGUUGUGGGGACAGAGGGAGGGUCAAAGUCAUCACUGGACCCAACUCCUCAGGGAAGAGCAUAUACCUUAAACAGGUAGGCCUGAUCACAUUCAUGGCCCUGGUGGGCAGCUUUGUGCCAGCAGAGAAGGCCGAAAUUGGAGCAGUAGACGCCAUCUUCACCCGAAUUCAUAGCUGUGAAUCCAUCUCCCUCGGCCUCUCAACCUUCAUGAUCGAUCUCAACCAGGUGGCCAAAGCGGUGAACAACGCCACUGAGCAGUCUCUGGUCCUCAUUGAUGAAUUUGGCAAGGGAACCAACACGGUUGAUGGGCUUGCGCUUCUGGCUGCCGUGAUCCGACACUGGCUGGCCCUGGGACCUGGGUGCCCCCACAUCUUUGUGGCCACCAACUUUCUGAGCCUUGUUCAGCUGCAGCUCCUGCCACAAAGUCCGCUGGUUCAGUAUCUGACCAUGGAGACCUGUGAGGACGGGACGGACCUCGUCUUCUUCUAUCAGGUUUGCGAAGGAGUCGCCAGCGCCAGCCAUGCCUGCCACACAGCUGCCCAGGCUGGGCUUCCAGACAGACUCGUUGCUCGUGGCAAGGAGGUCUCAGACUUGAUCCGCAGCGGGAAACCCAUCAAGCCUGUCAAGGGGCUGCUGAAGGAGAACCAGAUGGACCAUUGCCAGACAUUAGUGGGUAAGUUUCUGAAACUGGACUUGCAAGAUCCCAGCCUGGAUCUGGACGUGUUCAUGAGCCAGGAGGUGCUGCCUGCUGCCACCACCAUCCUCUGAGCGUCUUCCUCCACCCUCCCCAACUUCCUCAGAACCCCCCAGACUGCUGUGCCCUCUGCUUCUGUGUCCUGACCCAGACUUUCCGGUUCCCUAGAAAUUUUGUUUCAUAUUAGGAAUAAAGUUUAUUUU
This is a messenger RNA of Tupaia belangeri chinensis (Chinese tree shrew), 2750 nucleotides long. RefSeq names its product mutS homolog 5 (gene MSH5). Gene Ontology annotation, molecular function: ATP-dependent DNA damage sensor activity; ATP binding; mismatched DNA binding. The record is from RefSeq and is a predicted model, not a curated record. Lineage: Eukaryota; Metazoa; Chordata; Mammalia; Scandentia; Tupaiidae. Gene Ontology annotation, cellular component: nucleus. Bases 114 to 2621 code for a protein of 835 amino acids. Gene Ontology annotation, biological process: chiasma assembly; mismatch repair. The transcript is spliced from 25 exons.